Messenger RNA from Neurospora crassa OR74A, 2121 nucleotides. Its product is annotated as sn-1,2-diacylglycerol cholinephosphotransferase. The record is from RefSeq and is a predicted model, not a curated record. NCBI's taxonomy places the organism in Eukaryota, Fungi, Ascomycota, Sordariomycetes, Sordariales, Sordariaceae. Gene Ontology annotation, molecular function: phosphotransferase activity, for other substituted phosphate groups. The coding region runs from base 290 to 1591 and encodes 433 amino acids. Gene Ontology annotation, cellular component: membrane. Gene Ontology annotation, biological process: phospholipid biosynthetic process. The transcript is spliced from 4 exons.
CCCCGGUUUUUUUUUGCUCUCGGGAUUUUGUAGCCUUGCUCCAAAAGCAAAGAGUUGUAAUGGUCGAUCUGGCAGCCUUGAAUUCCUUCCUGGUACAACUCCUUUCAACAUCGCGCCCCGCGCUCUCGCACUCCGCCUCUCGUCACCCGCAACAAAACUUCCACCCACUGCAGACACGGUUUCCCGCAUAACUCGGUCUCAAGUGGCGGCGGAAACGAACUUCGAAAAACCAACCCGACCACCCUGUGUCUGCCUGGCUGUUUUGGCCGUGGUAGGCGAAUUGAGCAAAAUGGCCACUCCCAGUUUGCUCAGAAGUAACAAGAAAGCCGCCGCCGAAUGCGUCUCGGACGAUGCGCUUAUCCACCUCAAGACGUACAAAUAUUCGGCCGUCGACAAGUCGCCCGUCUCCAAUUACAUUCUUAAGCCCUACUGGAAUGCCUUCGUCGAGUUCCUGCCACUAUGGGUUGCCCCCAACAUGGUGACCCUGAUUGGGUUCUCCUUUAUUGUGGCUAAUGUCGGCCUCUUAUUGAUAUUCAUGCCAGAUCUGGUCGGCCCGGGUCCUUCAUGGCUAUACUUCAGUUUCGCUUUCGGCCUCUUUGCGUACCAGACGAUGGACAAUGUCGACGGCAAACAGGCGAGACGCACCGGAACCUCUAGCGGCCUCGGAGAGCUCUUCGACCAUGGCAUCGACAGUCUCAACUGCACACUCGCUAGCUUGCUCGAAACUGCCGCCAUGGGCCUGGGCACUACCAAGGCCGGUGUCUUCACUGCGCUAUGUCCCUGCCUGCCCAUGUGGUUCUCGACCUGGGAAACAUAUCACACCCACACCCUCUACCUCGGAUACAUCAAUGGACCUACAGAAGGAAUCCUGAUCGCCUGCUUGCUGAUGGCGAUCAGCGGGUGGUAUGGCCCUGAAAUUUGGUCCGAAAGACUAGCCGAUAACCUCCACCUGUUCAGCUUCCUCGGGUUGAACGAAGAGAACCUGGGCGACACCUCCUUUCAGGACAUUUGGGUCUACUUCCUCAUUGGCGCCAUGUUCUUCCACAUUCCGUUUUGCAUCAUCAACGUCGUCAAUGCCCGCCUGUCGCGCAACGAGCCUCUUCUUCCGGUCUUCCUCGAGUGGACCCCUAUCGUCGUUUUCACGCUCAGCGUUGGCACUUGGCUCUAUAGCCCAUACUCGACAUUGAUGGAUGAGAACCACCUGGUCCUUUUCUGUGUUACCAUGAGCUUCGUCUUUGGCCGCAUGACCACAAAGAUGAUUCUCGCUCAUCUCACUAAGCAGCCCUUCCCUUACUGGACCGUCAUGCUCUGGCCUUUGAUCGGAGGCGCCCUGAUUGGAAACCUCCCUCGUUUCGGGCUUCCUGCUGUCACGGCGCAAUUCGAGCACCUUUACCUGUGGGCUUACCUGGUGUUUGCCUUCGUCGUCUACUCUCGUUGGGCCUGGUUGGUCACCACGAGCAUUUGCGACUUCCUUGGCAUCAACUGCCUCACCAUCCCCCUCGAGAAGCAGAUGGCCAACAAACAGAUCGCCAGGGAGAUCGCGGCGCAGGCUGCUGCCGCUGUUCCCGUGGGUCCAGCAAAGAAGGAUUAAGUAUAGCGCGUAAGCACAAAAGCAACGCAAAGACCCGAAAAUUCUUUUCUUGCACCUAUUUGAAUCUGGCUUGGAUAGAAGCUUAGAGAUACUAGAAUCGAAUUACACCAUAGAGCGGCCGAAAAGGCUAGACUAGCGUGUGCAGCGUCACCUUUCGCAUAUAGAGCUCGGAAUGCAUCGGUAUCACGACAUAUAUAUCAGAUACCCUCAAGGUUAUGGGUUUAAUGUAGGAAAGGUCAAGAAAAACGAAAACAGGAGCCAGUGCGUGGAAACAUUGGGAUUAAGGGCAACGCAUUUUGGAAAAGCAGUGGACAGGACAGUUUUCUUUGAUUGAGUUUGUCAGUGUGGAUGUACCAAAUAAUCGGGAUAGAUUCAUGAAGGAUGAGGGAUGAGUACUAUGAUAGAGUCGAGAUGGCUCUUUAAUGAAGUUGGUCAAUACAUGAAAGAAGGGCUUCCACUAAAUGUACAAUGGCUGGCAGAACCUAUCAGGCUGUGGGCUAAUAGUCAAAACAACCACACUCCCUUGGGCG